Prunus persica (peach) is the source of this 3252-nucleotide messenger RNA. RefSeq names its product cellulose synthase A catalytic subunit 8 [UDP-forming]. Gene Ontology annotation, cellular component: trans-Golgi network; plasma membrane. Gene Ontology annotation, biological process: plant-type primary cell wall biogenesis; cellulose biosynthetic process. Gene Ontology annotation, molecular function: cellulose synthase (UDP-forming) activity. Bases 80 to 3034 code for a protein of 984 amino acids. The record is from RefSeq and is a predicted model, not a curated record. The transcript is spliced from 13 exons. Lineage: Eukaryota; Viridiplantae; Streptophyta; Magnoliopsida; Rosales; Rosaceae.
UGGGAAGUAGAGUGAGACCCCUUUCAGGCUUAAGGUAUUGGGUUUCCAAGGAAAUUAAGGAAACACCAAUAUUGUCAAAAUGAUGCAGUCUGGGAUUCCUCUAUGCAACACCUGUGGUGAACAAGUGGGGCUUGAUGCCAAUGGGGAGGUUUUUGUGGCUUGCCAUGAAUGUAAUUUCCCUGUUUGCAAGACUUGUUUUGAUUUGGAUAUCAAGGAGGGGCGUAAAGCUUGCUUGCGGUGCAGCACUCCCUAUGAUGAUGAGAACUCACUGGCAGAUGAUGAAACAAAGGUUUCUGGCACUCGAUCUGCAAUGGCAGCUCACCUGGAUAAUUCUCAGGAUAUCGGAAUUCAUGCUAGGCACGUCAGCAAUGUGUCUGCUGUGGAUAGUGAAUUAAAUGAUGAAUAUGGGAAUCCAAUUUGGAAGAAUAGAGUAGAGAGUUGGAAGGAUAAAAAGGAUAAAAAGAGCAAGAAGAAAAAGGGUGCACCUAAGGAGGAAAAAGUGGCUCAAAUUCCACCUGAGCAGCAGAUGACAGAGAACCAUUCACCAGAUGCUGCGGAACCACUUUCAACUAUCAUUCCACUUCCACCUAACAAAAUCACACCAUACAGAGUUGUAAUAAUUAUGCGAUUGAUCAUUCUUGCCCUUUUCUUCCAUUAUCGAGUGACAAAUCCUGUUGACAGUGCUUAUGGUCUCUGGCUCACUUCUAUCAUAUGUGAGAUCUGGUUCGCUUUUUCCUGGGUGUUGGAUCAGUUUCCCAAGUGGUAUCCAGUUAAUAGGACUACAUUUACUGACAGGUUAUCUGCCAGGUAUGAAAGAGAGGGUGAACCCUCCGAGCUCGCUGCUGUGGAUUUCUUCGUGAGUACAGUUGAUCCAUUGAAAGAACCACCUCUGAUCACUGCAAAUACUGUGCUUUCUAUCCUUGCUGUAGACUACCCUGUCGAUAAAGUUUCUUGCUAUGUGUCUGACGAUGGUGCUGCAAUGCUUACUUUCGAAUCUCUUGCCGAAACAUCUGAAUUUGCAAGAAAGUGGGUUCCAUUCUGCAAGAAGUUUUCGAUUGAACCACGUGCACCUGAGUUUUACUUCUCACAAAAGAUUGACUACUUGAAGGACAAAGUGCAACCAUCUUUUGUGAAGGAGCGCAGAGCAAUGAAAAGAGAUUACGAAGAGUUCAAAGUGCGAAUGAAUGCUUUAGUAGCAAAGGCUCAAAAAACACCAGAAGAUGGAUGGACUAUGCAAGAUGGAACACCUUGGCCAGGAAAUAACUCACGUGACCAUCCUGGCAUGAUCCAGGUUUUCCUUGGACAUAGCGGUGCCUAUGAUAUUGAGGGAAAUGAACUCCCUCGAUUGGUUUAUGUCUCUAGAGAGAAGAGACCCGGCUACCCACACCACAAGAAAGCUGGUGCUGAAAAUGCUCUGGUAAGGGUGUCUGCAGUUCUCACAAAUGCUCCAUACAUCCUCAACCUUGACUGCGAUCACUAUGUUAACAACAGCCAGGCAAUUCGUGAGGCAAUGUGUUUCUUGAUGGAUCCGCAAGUUGGUCGAGGAGUAUGCUUUGUGCAGUUUCCUCAGAGAUUUGAUGGCAUUGAUCGCAGUGACCGAUAUGCCAACCGUAAUACGGUUUUCUUUGAUGUUAACAUGAAAGGACUGGAUGGCAUUCAAGGUCCAGUAUAUGUGGGGACAGGUUGUUGUUUCAAUAGGCAAGCCCUUUAUGGCUAUGGCCCUCAUUCCAUGCCCAGCUUAUCCAAGGCUUCAUCAUCGUCCUGUUCAUGGUGCGGCUGCUGCUCUUGUUGCUGCCCCUCUAAGAAGCCAUCUAAAGAUCUGUCAGAGGCUUACCGAGAUACAAAACGUGAGGAGCUUGAUGCUGCCAUAUUCAACCUCAGGGAGAUUGAUAACUAUGAUGAGUAUGAGAGGUCAAUGCUGAUUUCCCAGACAAGCUUUGAGAAAACUUUUGGCUUAUCAUCUGUAUUUAUAGAGUCUACACUAAUGGAGAACGGAGGAGUGGCCGAAUCUUCCAACCCAUCAACAUUGAUCAAAGAGGCGAUUCAUGUCAUUAGCUGUGGUUAUGAAGAGAAGACCGCAUGGGGAAAAGAGAUUGGUUGGAUAUACGGAUCAAUCACUGAGGAUAUCUUAACUGGUUUCAAGAUGCAUUGCCGUGGAUGGAGGUCAAUUUAUUGCAUGCCCAUGAGGCCUGCAUUCAAAGGGUCAGCUCCCAUUAACCUUUCCGAUCGACUGCACCAAGUUCUCAGGUGGGCACUUGGAUCUGUGGAAAUUUUCCUCAGUAGACAUUGUCCUCUCUGGUACGGGUUUGCAGGAGGCCGCCUCAAAUGGCUUCAGCGACUGGCAUAUAUUAACACUAUCGUUUACCCCUUCACAUCCCUCCCUCUUGUAGCUUACUGCACAAUUCCUGCAAUAUGCCUUCUCACAGGAAAAUUUAUCAUACCAACACUUUCAAACCUGGCAAGUGCCUUGUUUCUUGGUCUCUUCAUGUCCAUCAUUGUAACGAGUGUGCUCGAGUUGCGGUGGAGUGGUGUGAGCAUCGAAGACAUAUGGCGUAACGAGCAGUUCUGGGUGAUCGGAGGUGUCUCAGCCCAUCUCUUUGCUGUCUUCCAAGGAUUUCUAAAAAUGCUGGCAGGAAUUGAUACCAACUUCACUGUCACAAGUAAACAGGCCGAAGACGCAGAUUUUGGUGAGCUCUACAUGAUCAAAUGGACAACACUUUUGAUCCCCCCAACCACACUCCUCAUUGUCAACAUGGUUGGCAUUGUUGCUGGAUUUUCUGAUGCACUGAACAAGGGAUAUGAAGCUUGGGGCCCACUUUUUGGCAAGGUUUUCUUUGCCUUCUGGGUGAUUCUUCAUCUCUAUCCCUUCCUGAAAGGUCUCAUGGGACGCCAAAACCGGACCCCAACCAUUGUUGUCUUGUGGUCAGUGCUCUUGGCCUCUGUCUUCUCUCUCGUUUGGGUCAAGAUCAAUCCAUUUGUCACCAAAGUUGAUAGCUCAGCCCUUACUCAAAGCUGCAUCUCCAUAGACUGUUAAACAAACUUUUCCACGAUUUUGGCUUCAUUAUAUAGUUUCAAGGUCUGAGUAUCAAAAGUUCGCUUCUUUCUGGAAAUGCCAAUCAUAAAUUUUUUAUUUUUAAGUUUAGAAACAUUUGUAAUGAUUCUUUUUUUCUUUCUUUUGGGUUUUGGACAAUCAGUGUGUAAAGAAUUAAGCAUUCCUGCACAGUAUCAAUGUAAAAACCAGUGUUCGACAAA